Molecule: messenger RNA, 394 nt
Organism: Thecamonas trahens ATCC 50062
Lineage: Eukaryota; Apusomonadida; Apusomonadidae
Product: NEDD8 protein
Exons: 2
Coding region: 90-323 (77 amino acids)
Biological process (GO): modification-dependent protein catabolic process; regulation of proteolysis; protein neddylation
Cellular component (GO): nucleus; cytoplasm
Molecular function (GO): protein tag activity; ubiquitin protein ligase binding
Source: RefSeq, a predicted model, not a curated record
CCUUGCACCACUCGAUCUCGCCGCCCCUCACACUCGCCGUCUCCGACCUCGACCACCACAACCAUACCUCACUCGCGCAUCAUUCGAGCAUGAAGAUCAAGGUCCAGACGCUGACGGGCAAGCAGAUCGAGCUCAACGUGGAGAAGGACGACCUUAUCCAGCACGUCAAGGAGCAGGUGGAGGAGAAGGAGGGCAUUCCGCCUGAGCAGCAGCGGCUCAUCUUUUCGGGCAAGCAGAUGUCGUCUGACUCGCCGCUCAGCGAGUACGGCCUCGAGGCCGGCUCGGUCAUCCACCUGGUUCUUGCGCUCCGUGGUGGCCAGUAGGUCAAAGGUUCACGACCUUGCCUCCCCCCGAGUACAUGCUGCCUUGCCAUAAACUGUGUUACUGCAGAAGA